This is a messenger RNA of Colletotrichum godetiae, 2754 nucleotides long. Its product is annotated as alfa-L-rhamnosidase. NCBI's taxonomy places the organism in Eukaryota, Fungi, Ascomycota, Sordariomycetes, Glomerellales, Glomerellaceae. Gene Ontology annotation, biological process: carbohydrate metabolic process. The record is from RefSeq and is a predicted model, not a curated record. The coding region runs from base 1 to 2754 and encodes 917 amino acids. The transcript has a single exon.
AUGUCUUGUCCAGCAAUUACGCAGCCUGUCUUCGAACACCACCACAGUGGCCUGGGCGUCGCUACGUCUAAGCCAAGAGUCUCUUGGCGAUUCAAAACUAGCGAUGCUACUAUCGCUGGCUGGGUGCAGACUUCGUACGAACUCGAGAUCAAGUUCGCUUGUGACGAGAAGCCCCAAAGCUACAAAGAGGCCAGUGACCAGUCUGUGCUUGUGCCAUGGCCGGCAAGGGAUCUGGCUUCUCGUGAAACUGCGACGGUUCGAGUACGGGUAUAUGGGGAGAGUCUGGGUGACGAAACUUAUGCCAACGACGAGCCAAGUGCGUGGUCUGAGCCAGCAACCGUGGAAGCUGCUCUGCUGAACAGAGACGACUUUCGAGCCGACUUCAUCACAGCGGCCCAGCGAGUUGGACCUCAUGGCCCUCUACGACCUAUUCGCUUCCGCAAAGAGUUCACAUUACCUCAAGAGCUCGAUCUCAGCUCUGCUUCAGCCCGUUUGUACAUCACAUCGCUGGGUGUUUUCGAAGCCUGGAUCAACGGGAAGUCAGUCACGGACGAGUGCAUGGCCCCGGGCUGGACCAGCUACAAGCAUCGUCUUGUCUAUCGUAUUCUUGACGUGCAGAAGCUCCUCAUUCCUGGCGGGAAGAAUACGAUCUGCGUCGAAGUUGCGGAAGGGUGGUACGCUGGGCGGCUUGGGUUUAAGGGCGGAAUACGAUUUCGAUAUGGCGACACUCUCGGACUAUUCACGCAACUAGAAGUCAAGGAAGGAUCUGUCACUUCCUGGAGCCUUCUUUCAGAUGAAUCCUGGUCUUGUGCCCCCAGUGCUCUUACCAGAAGCGAAAUUUACGAUGGCGAGGUGUACGAUAUGCGGGAAGAGAAGGGAGAUUGGAAGUCUGUCGAAGUUCCUGGGGACACCUCAGACGCAAGGAUUCUUCCAUGGCCUCAAGCAGCGAUGGUGGCACCGGACGCACCGCCAGUUCGAGUCAUCGAGACGAAGGCAUGUAUCAAAGUCUUCCAGAGCAAGACUGGGAAAACGAUUCUUGACUUUGGCCAGAAUCUUGUCGGAAAGCUCUUCAUCAAGUCGGUUCACCUCCGAGAGGGACAAGAGGUCACGUUCCGCCACGCUGAGGUGAUGGAAAACGACGAACUAGGCACCAGACCCUUGAGAGAUGCCAAGUGCUCUGAUACUAUCAUUGGAUCGGGCGAGCCUCUUUAUGAUUGGUCACCCAAGUUCACCUUCCACGGCUUCAGAUAUGUCCAAGUCGAUGGAUGGCCGGGUGGUGGCCCCUCCACAAACGACAUCCAAGCUCUCGUGAUGCACACAGACAUGAGGCGCAGAGGCUUCUUUGAGUGUUCGAACCCCUACGUCAACCAACUUCACAAAAAUGUGGUUUGGUCUAUGCGUGGCAACUUCUUAUCGAUUCCAACAGACUGUCCUCAACGCGACGAAAGACUUGGUUGGACCGGAGAUUUACAGGUGUUCUGCCCGACAGCAACGUUCCUGUACGAUACGUUAGGCAUCCUAGGCAACUGGCUUGAGGAUGUGGCGGCUGAACAACUGGAAGAGGGAAAAGGAGGCAUUCCACCCUUGGUUGUUCCCCUGGCGAUCUCGCCCAACUGGCCACACAUUGCCCAGGCUGUAUGGGACGACGUGACUGUUCUCGCCCCAGACGCGCUGUACCAAUACAGCUCUGACAAGGGGUUGCUUGAGAAGCAGUUCGCUAGCAUGCAAACAUGGCUUGACGAAGGAGUUGACAGAGCUUCCGACGGUCUUUGGAACCCGGAUAAGUGGCAGCUAGCUGACUGGCUUGAUCCGAGUGCACCUCCUGAUGAUCCUGGGAACGGUCGGACUGACAGCAUUCUUGUUGCGAAUGCUUAUUUGGUACACACGACUUUGGUCUUCUCACGCCUCUGUGCGGCCGUCGGAAAGCUUGAUUUAGCUGCCAAGUAUGCCAGUGAUGGCGAGAGAUUGAAACAGCUAUUCCAGAGGCGUUACAUCACGCCCGAAGGUAACCUGAUGUCGAGCUCUCAGACUGGGUUAUCCCUCGCGUUUCGGUUUGGUUUGUAUCCCGACGACGUAUCCCAACGCCAGACUGCUGCAAAAGCCCUCGAGAAGUUGGUUCGAACUGCGCGCUUCCAUAUCAGUACGGGCUUCGCGGGAACGCCGGUGAUAUCGCAUGCUCUCACCAAGAUUGGACGCCCGCAACUGGCAUAUCGAAUGCUUCUCGAGACAACUUGCCCGAGCUGGCUGUACCCUGUCGUAUCAAAGGGGGCGACAACGAUAUGGGAGCGAUGGGAUAGCAUGCUGUCAGAUGGGCGAAUCAACCCAGGGCAGAUGACCAGCUUCAAUCAUUACGCCCUUGGCGCGGUGGCAGACUGGCUUCACGGGUCUGUCGGUGGUAUCUCACCUCAAGAGCCUGGCUGGAGGAUGAUUCGCGUAGAACCUGUUCCAGGUGGGAAUUUGACGAACGCUACUGUCUCUUUUGACGGCCCUUACGGAAAGGUGGCUUGCGAAUGGGUGCUGGAUGGCACAGACUUCAAGAUGAGGCUAGAAGUCCCGCCAAGCUGCUCCGCGGCAGUGUUUCUACCUUCAGGGUUACCAAGAUCCUUUGCCGCAGAGACAGAGAAACAACGUGCUGUAGUGAUGGUGCAGUCAGGGGUUCAUGAGUUUGAGGAUACCUUUGACCCGGGCGAGUGGCCGCCUCUGCCCUUGGUGGCCGCUAACCAGCCUCUGCCAUCGAACACAAUCGCGGGUUAG